Messenger RNA from Cylindrotheca closterium, 1395 nucleotides. The record is from the annotation of a GenBank genome assembly. Lineage: Eukaryota; Bacillariophyta; Bacillariophyceae; Bacillariales; Bacillariaceae.
AUGAAGAAGGAAUACAGGAAACAACAAUUCCAAUGUCCUGCGCCGAAACCGACCGACAACAAGGAUGCCGCUCUUUUGCUGCGUCAAAUCCGUCGGUAUCCGAACAUGUCACUCCGAGAGUUUCGUCGGUUCUCCAAAGAGGAAGUCGCAGAACCUUUUAUUAUUGAAAAUCCCGACUUUGAUGAUUCCAUUUGGAAACCUGAAUCCUUUCUAGAAGAGUGCGGAGACAUUCCGAUUCGGAUCGACGAUUAUAUUGAAUUUUGUGAAGAGACUGAUUCUUGUCAUUGUGUCAAGCAUAAGGUCUUGAAGGAUUCAAACGCAUGGGCUGGUAUGGCACAUGUGGAUGUGAACAAGUUUAAUAUUGAGACCUUGGGGGAUAUGCUGCGCUUGCAACAGACGGAAGAAGGAAAAAUGCUCUAUUUGCACGACGCCCCCUUGUCCCACUACUGUCCUCCCAAGGUUCCUCACUUGAGCAUUCCCAAAUACUUCCCCCGCAACUACGAUAUUUUGACUUGGAACGAGGAAGAGUCCAAUAAAACUUGGGUCGAAAAGGGAGUUCAAUGGCCAUCCAUUUUCAUUUCGCGGAAAGGAACGGGGUCGGGGCUGCACUGUGACUCUCGAAUGACCCGUUUCUACACCAAAAUGCUGUCGGGAAAAAAGUUGUGGCGGUUGAUUGGACCCAGUGAGUAUUGGCGGGUGGGUCCCAAUCCAGACAUGAGCAUUCCAGAGACAUAUCCACACAAGUUUCACGCGGACAUUAUCAGUCCUUCCUUUGACGAGUUUCCCGAUCUAGACGGCGCCUUGGUAUACGAAGCAGUUUUGAAACCGGGUGAUGUUCUCUUUGCUCCCUCUGCCUGGGGGCACCAAGUGGUCAAUGUGGUGGAUGCCGUCAUGACCUCGCUCAACUUUUAUGACAGCGAAACCUUGGCGGCUGCCAAGAAGUACGCUCUUCAUGCGGACGACGAUUCGGUGGGCAACGAUGCUUGGAAAGCCUAUUUUAUGCCAUUGGACGAUCCAGUUUACGAGGCUGAUAUUCCUUUAGAUGACUAUGUCAGGAAUCAGCAUUUGGGAAAUGCCGCAGUGCCCGAGAGGAUAAUGGAUUGGAUUGACUUGUUUCCCGAGGAAGUGAAGGAAUUUACCCACACGGAUGGGGACAAUGCGUUGAUUGGAGCUGUCCGGUACAACUUUUACAAGCUUGCCGAGUACAUACUAACUUACAUCGAAGACUUUGAUGUCAAUGCCAAAUCACGAAAAGAAGGGGCCACAGCUAUGGAUUUUGCCACUCAAAACGACUAUCACCGAAUCACGCAUCUGCUGAAACAAGUCGGUGCGAAGACGACGUUGGAAUUGUGGGAGGAAGAACAGCAAACGGCUUCCCAACAAGCACAACAAUAG